CUCAUGAAGAACUGCAGUGAGAGGAGGACAUCAUAUCGGCGCUAACCAAGUAGGGGGGAAAGUUUAUUCCAAUUUUCAAACUGUUUUUGUUGAAAAGAAAAAAGAAACAAACUCCGAGGAGCAGCAGCCGUUUUUGACUGCCUUUCUUUAGCGACUUGUUUUUUUUUUUGUUGUUGCCCCGCUUCAAAGUUAGCGCUCGUGAUGCUAGCAAACCGAGGGUUUCCACAGGAUUUUAAGGCUGACUUUUGAAGGAUUAUUUCAAGUCCGUGAAGCGAAGAGGAAUUUCUUAAAAGCGGGGAGCUGAAGUCUGCAUGUAGCGAAGGAUAAAUCAAAGACGGACAACUUCGGGAAUGGGCCAGCGCCUUGCCUGGGUGCAUUUCUCCGCCCGGUGGUGUGGCUGGCAUCGCGCGAGAGUGAGGCGGGCAGCAGCCAGGUCGUAGAGCCCGUCCCCUCCCCUCGCGUGCUCUCAAGUGACUUUUGACCUUUUGACUCAGCCGUGACCCCCCACCUCCCUCCACCCCCUCCGCUUUGAUCAGCCAUGCCCUUCGGGCUGAAGCUGCGGAGGACCCGUCGCUACAACGUCCUGAGCAAGAACUCCUUUGUGACCCGGAUCCGCCAGCUGGACACCAACGUGAUCGAAUGCACCCUGUCUGUGGAGAGCACGGGACAGGAGUGUUUGGAGAUGGUGGCCCAGAGGCUGGAGCUCCGGGAGACUCAUUACUUUGGGCUGUGGUUCCAAGGGAAGAACCAGACCCCGGCCCAGCGCUGGGUAGAGCUCGAGAAACCCCUCAAGAAGCAGCUGGACAAGUUUGGCAAUGAGCCGCUGCUCUUUUUUGGCGUCAUGUUCUACGUUCCCAAUGUUUCCCGCCUGGAGCAAGAAGCCACCAGGUAUCAGUAUUACCUGCAGGUGAAGAAGGAGGUGCUGGAUGGACGCCUCCCAUGCACCGUGGAGCGGGGCAUCAGGCUAGCUGGUCUAGCUGUACAAGCCGAYUUUGGAGACUUUACUGACUUCCCAUCUCAGGACUUCCUCAGGGAGUACGCGCUCUUCCCAGUGAACUGGCCUAAUGGAGACGAGGUGCAGGAGGACUGGACCAAGAGAGUCGCUGAGGAGCACAAAAGUCACUGUGGAAUGCAGCCCGCUGAGGCAGAACUGCUGUACAUCAAGGAGGUGGAAAAACUCGACAGCUUUGGCCAGGAGAGCUUUCUAGCUAAGGACAACUACACAAAUGAUAUUUUCAUCGGUGUCUCAUUCAUCGGGCUGUUUGUCAAACACAGAAAUGGCAGAUCCAUUAUGCUCCACAAGUGGAAGGACAUCGGCACCAUAGCACACAACAAGUCAGCCAUCACAGUGGAGAUAACGAGCCGAGACGACACCAUCAAUUUUCACAUGGAGGAUAUGGAAAUGGCCAAGUACAUCGCUCGACUUUUCACGGCCAGACACAAAUUCUACAAACAGAACAAAAUCUGCAUAGAGCCCACUCACUCGCCUGCACCAAUUAGGAGGAGACCCACCUGGAACCAUCGCCUGUCUCUGCCCCGGCCCCGGUCCUGUAACUUCCAGUCAGUGCAUGAGCAUUACCAGGACUUGCAAAGCUCUCAAGACAGCAUCUUCCAUGAAGACCCUUACUACAAAUCAGAAAGCAGUCUGGAUCGAUGUCCGGGGGACUUUCCUUUCCGAAACGGUACAGUGACCAACGGAAGCAUGUACAGCAGCCCCAGCCUGAGCUCCCUCAAUCGUUCCCAGACUUUUGUUGCACCUUCACCCAUGUCCUCCAACCUCAGCAUCCCUGGCAGCGAGCUCAUGCGUCCGGACUACAUCCCCAGCCACCGCCACAGUGCCAUCAUUGCUCCGUCGUACCGGCCCACGCCCGAGUACGACGCCGUCAUGCGGCAGAAGAGGCGCAUGGUCCCCGCCCACCAUGACCUCCACAGCCAGUCGAUGCGCAGCUUGAACAUUAGUAACGCCUGUGCGUAUCGGAAGCCGGAGGCUCUAGUGUAUAGCCAGCCAGAAAUCAGGGAGAGGGGACCUUAUCAUGGCCUUGGCCCCAGUCCUGGACCUUACACACCACAGAUUAGUUACAGUAAGCCAGUGUCUCAUGGCCCACAUACAGGCGGACCAGUCAGCGGCCAGGGUCCCUGUCACUCACCCUGUGUUAAUGGAGGAAACRGCAGCGAAGGUGUUGGAAGCUCCAUCUCUCACACUGUCAGCACGCCUGAGCUGGCAAACACCAAACAGCAAGGAACCAACAUGGGAACUUACGCAGCUACGGCCAAUAUGUUAAGAAACCACAUGUCCCGUCCUCCUCCACCUUACCCCUCCAACUCCUUCCGCCCAGCUACGAGCACGCCGGACCUCGCCAGCCACCGUCUUCGCUGCAUCGGGGGCAGCAGUCCUGAGCUGGUCACCCGUAUGGUGCAGCUGUCCGUCAAGACCUUCCAGCCGGACAGCUCGGCGGUAGUCCACCAAUCCCUGCAGGAAGUUAGUGAGCCGUUAACUGCAGCCUUGAAGCAUCGGUCCACUCUGAACAAGAGACAUAGCAUGGAAGUCAUCAGCAGCAUGAGGGGCGGAGGWGGUGGGAUGGAAGGGCUGGCGAUAAAGAGCAUGAACGGCCCCCUUCUYAGGAGGAACACUCUUAGAGAACACGUGAUGCCAUCUUCUCAGCCGCAGCCUCCACCCCAGCAGCCCAAGGAGCUGCCCGUACAGAAACCCACCCAGAAUGCACCUGAGGCUUCUGUAGCGCCACCGAAAGCAGUGGCCUACCAGCACCAAAAGACUCUUUCCAAUGCUACCAUGCUAAUACACAGCAGUGAGAGCGAAGAGGAGGAGGAAGAGGAGAGGCCUGAACUGGACGUUCAGAUCCCAGGCCUCAACGAGAACAUCAGCAUCAGUGCUCAGCUUCAGGCUGCGCUGGCUAAACUGCCCAACAAACCCCCUCCAGAGUACCCCGGCCCUCCGAGACCUCCCGCCAACGCUCCGAUCCGCUCUCACAAUCACGCCCCCGCCCAGCGUCACAACCACAACCCAGGACCACACUGCAGCUAUGAACCAACGGACCUAGAUCAAGGCCUUGACAGUGGUCAGAGCCAGGGCGUUGGUGGAGGGGGCGCAGGUGGAACGCUGACCCGAGGGGACCAGAGCGCGGUUAACGGAGCCGUUUUAGGUCCAUCCAUUUCAGAACCAGACUUGACUAUUGUGAAGGAGAGGGUGAGGAAGGAGCCGGUGAGGGAGAGGCCGGUGUCAGAGAUGUUCUCCUUGCAAGACAGUAUCGUGGAGAGGGAGUUUGCUCAGAGGACGCUGGAAAGACAAAAGAUGUCUGUGGACUCCAUGAACAGACCGCUGAUGAUGGCCGCGCUCAACGGCCUCUACGUGGCCCGAAUGCCCGCCGUCAAGAAUCCAGAGGAGGACGGUGCCAAAUCAGCUGCAGACGAAAAGUUCACGACGUUGGAGCUGAAGCUGGAGGAGGAGCGSGUCUUCACAGAGUACGAGCAGGUGCCCAAGAAGAGGGCCAACUGCGUGGUCACGACAGCAACACUGCCUGAAAACAUGGAGCGCAACCGUUUCCGCGACGUCGUCCCGUACGAGGAGAAUCGAGUCGAGCUCGUGCCGAACAAAGAGAACAACACGGGUUACAUCAACGCCUCUCAUAUCCAGGUUAUGAUCAGAGGGGAGGAGUGGCACUACAUCGCCACACAAGGCCCACUUGCCAACACCUGUGCCGACUUCUGGCAGAUGAUCUGGGAGCAGGGGGUCAACGUCAUCGCCAUGGUCACUGCAGAGGAGGAAGGCGGCAGGUCCAAGAGYCACCGCUACUGGCCCAAACUGGGCUCCAAACACAACUCGGCCACCCACGGCAAGUUCAAGGUCACYACCAAGUUUCGCACGGAGUACAACUACUACGCCACCACGGGGUUAAAGGUCAAACACCUGCUGUCUGGCCAGGAGAGAACAGUUUGGCACCUGCAGUACACCGACUGGCCCGAGCAGGGCUGUCCUGAAUACGUUCCCGGGUUCCUCGCCUUCUUGGAGGGAAUCCAGUCUGUGAGGAGACACACGAACUCCAUGCUGGAUACCUCGAAGAGCCUGAACCCACCGGUGGUGGUGCACUGCAGUGCCGGUGUGGGUCGGACCGGUGUGGUGAUCCUGACUGAGCUCAUGAUCAGCUGCCUGGAGCACAACGAGCCAGUGGAGGUUCCCACCAUGUUAUCAGAGCUGAGGCAGCAGAGGAUGCUGAUGGUGCAGACCAUCUCCCAGUACAAGUUCGUCUACCAGGUCCUCAUCCAGUUCCUCAAGAACUCCCGGCUCAUUUGAGACGGAGGCUGUGGAAUAACGAUGACAACGGUACUACGAGUUACAAAAGUCAACAAGAGAUCAUGUGAGCUUCCUUCCUGUCCUCAAAGGAGGAAAUAAUCUAAGCUUUUAUAGAAAUCAAACAUUUCUUAUAAUCAGUGUUGAAUUAGCUCUUUAUUUCCAUUUAAACCUGGUCCUUUUUUUUAUAAAACAUGCGUCAGUGCGUCGUCUCCAUGUAGGUCAGGUAAACAAACAACUUGUCUUGGCUGAAGGUUCUUGACGAACAUCUUGAGAGGAAAUCAGACGUCAGUUUGAGAGACUGUUACGUCUGUAUUUUUAGCCAGUAUUAGCGUUACGCUGUGUGAACAGUAGGGGGCAGCAGUGUCACUACUACACUCAACCUUCUCAUUCUGAGUUUGCCAAACAAAAGUAUUUUUCUAAUCUGAGUAUUGAUUCGUUACAGCGAGUACCGACUUCAGCAUUGUAACUAAAUGUUUUUUUUAUUUAUUCCUCUAAAGACUGUGGUCACCUUCAUCUUGCUGUUGGAAAACACAGCAGUCUCCUGAAAUCGUCUUAAUUUUGAUUCCAUUUUAUUUUUUAAAACUUUUUAGAUUCUUCCUAUUAUGUUUUUGCGAGUUAAAACAUUUAUCACAAUCACGUUUGUUACCCUAACGUCCAAACGUUAAAGUCAUUAAAUUGGAAAUAAUUUAUAUUGAUUAUACAAUUAAUACUGUAUAUAUCUAAUGUAUUCUGUGCCUUACUGAAAUUACAAAAAUAAUUUUUUUUAUUUGGAUCUGGUCGCUUUGAUGCCUCUAAAAAUCAUUUAUUUGCUCUAGUUUAUUAUAAGAACAAUUCUCAAUUUUAACCCAACUUGAAAAAAAAAAACAACUAAACUAAAAUACAAUCCUUUACUUUGAAAGACAAUUUUUUUUUAUUUAAAAUACAUUUUGUGUUCUAUGUUACAAUAAAUCUACUUUACUGAAUUUUACUACAAUACUGUUGUAAAUACUAGGCAUGUGUUUAUUUUUUUGACUUGGUACUCUUAAAAUACCGAAAUAUAAACUAUGCAUGCUUUUUUUUUACGUUUCUAUGUAUAUAUUAAAGCAUAUGUUCUUAAAUAAGUGUAAGCUUUAGAUUAUUUUCACAUACAGUGAUUUUUUUUCUUGUUGCACUUCCCUUGUUUUUGUCAGUAUUUUCCUCACAUAGCAUUCCGCUGUUUCUUUUUAUAUUUAAGUUUCUGUUCUUUUCCUGGUCAACCUUUCCGAUACGCUUCAUUCUGAUGUGUACAUAUGUUUUGUAUAUUCUAUUCURCGUGUUACCGUUUGUUUUCUUUUCUCAGACACGUUGUGCUUGCUUGUUAUGCAAAAAUAAAGCCUUAUUUUCUUUAAGA
This is a messenger RNA of Austrofundulus limnaeus, 5678 nucleotides long. Its product is annotated as protein tyrosine phosphatase non-receptor type 14. NCBI's taxonomy places the organism in Eukaryota, Metazoa, Chordata, Actinopteri, Cyprinodontiformes, Rivulidae. Gene Ontology annotation, cellular component: cytoskeleton; cytoplasm. The transcript has 20 exons. Gene Ontology annotation, biological process: lymphangiogenesis; protein dephosphorylation. The coding region runs from base 539 to 4309 and encodes 1256 amino acids. The record is from RefSeq and is a predicted model, not a curated record. Gene Ontology annotation, molecular function: protein tyrosine phosphatase activity.